AUGCCGAAUGUCAAUAAUCUGCAAAAUCUCAAGCAGCUCAGCAUCACUAACUGUGCUAUAAAAAAAGUGAAUCUGACAGAGGAUCUCCUACCCAAUCUCGAAAGUUUGGAUCUUCGACAGAACCAAAUCACAACUUUGUGCGGUCUCCAUACUCUGAAAAAGUUGCAAACAUUAAGUCUGAGCCACAACCAAAUCGGGAGAUCGAUGACUGUUUAUCAGAAAGAUUUAGUCCUGCCCAAACUUUUAUUUCCCAAUUUGGUUACUCUCUUCUUAGAUCACAAUGGCAUUCGAUCUCUGGUGGAAUUUAAUUUUCAAAGCAUGCCGAUGCUAAAAUAUCUCUUCUUGCAACACAACGAGUUGCAGGACGUCAAUGGUACCGAAAAUGAUAAUUCACGAUUUCAGUGUAUCCUUCGUGUUCGAUCGAUACGAAAUACAGGGAGUGCAAGGCUGUGCGGGAUUGGAAACUUUGGUGGUGGAUCAUAA
Diprion similis is the source of this 483-nucleotide messenger RNA. Its product is annotated as lumican-like. The record is from RefSeq and is a predicted model, not a curated record. Gene Ontology annotation, molecular function: protein binding. The coding region runs from base 1 to 483 and encodes 160 amino acids. The transcript has 3 exons. NCBI's taxonomy places the organism in Eukaryota, Metazoa, Arthropoda, Insecta, Hymenoptera, Diprionidae. Gene Ontology annotation, cellular component: cytoplasm.